This is a messenger RNA of Lodderomyces pseudojiufengensis, 1428 nucleotides long. It is a transcript of the gene TPS1, whose product is annotated as alpha,alpha-trehalose-phosphate synthase (UDP-forming) TPS1. Gene Ontology annotation, biological process: cellular response to heat; trehalose biosynthetic process. The transcript has a single exon. Gene Ontology annotation, cellular component: alpha,alpha-trehalose-phosphate synthase complex (UDP-forming); cytosol. The record is from RefSeq and is a predicted model, not a curated record. Bases 1 to 1428 code for a protein of 475 amino acids. Lineage: Eukaryota; Fungi; Ascomycota; Pichiomycetes; Serinales; Debaryomycetaceae. Gene Ontology annotation, molecular function: alpha,alpha-trehalose-phosphate synthase (UDP-forming) activity.
AUGGUAGAAGGAAAAGUAUUUGUAGUAUCUAAUAGAUUACCAGUAACCAUAAAAAGAAAAGAUGAUGGUACAUAUGAUUAUUCAAUGUCAUCAGGUGGAUUAGUAACAGCAUUACAAGGUUUAAAAAAAUCAACAGAAUUUCAAUGGUUAGGUUGGCCAGGUUUAGAAAUUCCAGAAAAUGAACAAUCAAAAGUAAAUGAAGAUUUAAAUUCAAAAUUUAAUUGUACAGCAAUAUAUUUAAGUGAUACAAUAGCAGAUUUACAUUAUAAUGGAUUUUCAAAUUCUAUAUUAUGGCCAUUAUUUCAUUAUCAUCCUGGUGAAAUGAAUUUUGAUGAAAAUGCUUGGGCAGCAUAUAUUGAAGCAAAUAAAAAAUUUGCUAUUGAAAUUUCAAAACAAGUUGAAGAUAAUGAUAUGAUUUGGGUUCAUGAUUAUCAUUUAAUGUUAUUACCAGAAAUGUUAAGAAAUGAAAUUGGUACCACCAAAAAAAAUAUAAGAAUUGGAUUUUUUUUACAUACUCCUUUUCCUUCAUCUGAAAUUUAUAGAAUUUUACCUGUUAGAAAAGAAAUUUUAAUUGGUGUUUUAAGUUGUGAUUUAAUUGGGUUUCAUACUUAUGAUUAUGCAAGACAUUUUUUAAGUUCAGUUUCAAGAAUUGUUCCAAAUGUUAAAACUUUACCAAAUGGUAUUGAAUAUGAAAAUAGAAAUAUUAAAAUUGGUGCUUUUCCCAUAGGAAUUGAUGUUGAUAAAUUUAUUGAUGGAUUAACUAAAUCCAAUGUUAAAAAAAGAAUUGAAUCUUUAAAAAAUAAAUUUGAAGGUAUAAAAAUUAUUGUUGGAGUUGAUAGAUUAGAUUAUAUAAAAGGAGUUCCUCAAAAAUUACAUGCUUUUGAAAUUUUCUUACAACAAAAUCCAGAAUGGAUUGGGAAAGUUGUUUUAGUUCAAGUUGCUGUUCCUUCAAGAGGUGAUGUUGAAGAAUAUCAAAGUUUAAGAGCAACUGUAAAUGAAUUAGUUGGUAGAAUAAAUGGUCAAUUUGGUACUGUUGAAUUUGUACCGAUUCAUUAUAUGCAUAAAUCAAUACCAUUUGAUGAAUUAAUUUCUCUUUAUAAUAUUAGUGAUGUUUGUUUAGUAAGUUCAACAAGAGAUGGUAUGAAUUUAGUAAGUUAUGAAUAUAUUGCAUGUCAACAAGAUAAAAAAGGUGCAUUAAUAUUAUCAGAAUUUGCAGGUGCAGCUCAACUGUUAAAGGGAUCAAUAAUUGUAAAUCCUUGGAAUACAGAAGAUUUAAGUGAUGCAAUAAAAGAAAGUUUAACAUUACCUCAAGAAAAAAAAGAUUUUAAUUUUCAAAGAUUAUUUGACUAUAUUUCAAAAUAUACUAGUGGAUUUUGGGGUGAAUCUUUUGUUAAAGAAUUAUAUAAUUGUCAUUCAAAUAAGGAUUAA